AUGGCUGCUGCAGCCCGUGAUUACCAAAAGGAAUUGCUUGCUCAAGAAAAGGGACAUGCAUCGUCUUCUGUUAAUGAGGAAUUUGAUCUUGAUGAAUUGAUGGAUGACCCUGAGCUGGAAAAAUUGCAUGCAGAUAGGAUUGCAGCUCUUAAGAAAGAAGCCGAGAAGCGACAAGAAUUGAAAAUGCAAGGGCAUGGAGAGUAUAGGGAGAUAACUGAAGCAGACUUUUUGGGUGAAGUUACUGGAAGUGAUAAAGUGAUUUGUCACUUCUACCAUCACGAGUUCUACCGUUGCAAGAUUAUGGACAAACAUUUGAAGUCCCUUGCUCCAAUACAUUUUAGCACCAAAUUCGUCAAGUUGGAUGCUGAGAAUGCACCUUUCUUCAUUACAAAGCUGGGAAUCAAAACAUUGCCUUGUGUCAUACUAUUCAGGAAAGGAGUUGCGAUAGGGAGGUUGGUUGGAUUUGAUGACAUGGGAGGUAAAGAUGAUUUCAGCACGAGGACUCUUGAAGUUAUUCUGUUGAAGAAAGGAAUGAUUGAUGAGAAGAAAGGAGAAGAAGAUAAUGAUGAUUAUCUUGAUAGUAAACGUACAUCAGUUAGAUCAUCUGUGUAUCCCGAUUCUGAUUCGGACUAG
This is a messenger RNA of Fraxinus pennsylvanica, 633 nucleotides long. The record is from the annotation of a GenBank genome assembly. NCBI's taxonomy places the organism in Eukaryota, Viridiplantae, Streptophyta, Magnoliopsida, Lamiales, Oleaceae.